AUGAUCAUAAGACCUCGAGUCCGUAAGGUCGCGCUUCGCCGAGGCCUACAGACAGUACUCUCGCUCCUACUUCUCUGGACCUGCUUCGACUUAUGGACUGUCCGACGCUCGGCUCGUCAACAAGCUGGCGUCGAUGUGCCUCUAUUUGGGGACCAGAAAGUCUUCAUAGCCAGCCUCCACUGGACCGAUGAGCUCGUCCUCAGAGACUACUGGAUUGCGUCUGUGGUCGAGCUAGCCAGAGAAAUCGGCCCAUCUAACGUCUUCGUGAGCGUGUACGAAAGUGGCAGUCUUGACGAUGCGAAGGGUGCUCUGCGCGAGCUUCAAGACGAACUUGUUCUUCACAACAUUCCGCACAAGGUCGUGUUAGACGAAACGACACAUCUGGACGAAGUCAGCAGGCCACCAGCGGCUUCAGGAUGGAUCCAGAUGCCGGCAACGAAGUCCUAUCGUCAAAACUGGACCGAGUGGUUUACGCUGCAGAAGGACGAGUGGGUGCCCAGAAGGAUUCCCUAUCUCGCGAGGCUCCGUAAUUUGGUCAUGCAUCCUCUGUAUGAGCAGCAGAAGCAAGGUAUCACGUAUGAUAGAGUGCUCUGGCUGAACGAUGUUGUUUUCACGACGAAAGACGUCCGGGCUCUGCUGGCGACCCGGAACGGUAAUUAUGCUGCAGCUUGCGCCCUGGACUUCAAGCAAGCACCAGCAUUCUACGACACCUUCGCUCUCCGAGAUGCUGACGGCUACGCUCCAUUGAUGGACACUUGGCCGUACUUUCAGAGUGCCAUGUCACGGAAAGCAAUAAAACACAGCCUCCCAGUACCCGUGGCCAGUUGCUGGAAUGGCAUGCUAGCUUUUGAUGCUGCGCCAUUUUAUGAUAUCCACUCCCCGCUCUUAUUCAGAGGUGUGCCAGAUGAUCUCGCAAGAGCGCAUCUCGAAGGCUCGGAGUCUUGCCUCAUACAUGCCGACAAUCCACUUUCCGCGGACAGAGGUGUCUGGGUCAACCCACAAGUGCGAGUAGGCUAUAAUGGCACUGCAUACGAUAGCGCCAAUUCGGGGACCUGGCCUUCUAGCCUGGAUAUUGUGAUUGGAAUUUGGAGGAAUAGGUUCAUCCGCUGGUUCCAUGCUUCGGAUCUGUAUCGUGAGCGCAGAGCAGUAGCAAAGACGGCAAGGGAGUGGAAAGCUCAGAAGCCGGGCGUGGUUGAGAAUGGAGCUUUCUGUCUGAUUGACGAGAUGCAGAUACUACUUUGGAAUGGAUGGGGCCAUGCUUAG
Molecule: messenger RNA, 1263 nt
Organism: Recurvomyces mirabilis
Lineage: Eukaryota; Fungi; Ascomycota; Dothideomycetes; Mycosphaerellales; Teratosphaeriaceae
Exons: 2
Coding region: 1-1263 (420 amino acids)
Source: RefSeq, a predicted model, not a curated record